Molecule: messenger RNA, 1332 nt
Organism: Pyricularia grisea
Lineage: Eukaryota; Fungi; Ascomycota; Sordariomycetes; Magnaporthales; Pyriculariaceae
Exons: 3
Coding region: 217-1332 (371 amino acids)
Source: RefSeq, a predicted model, not a curated record
GCCCCCUAUUUGGUUUAAUUAUCCGCGUUCGACGCGGCUUGCAUCUAAAUCGCAUCUCUAGCCACAUCAACCUUCACCGGCCAAUUUCGCAUCAUUCAUUUGAGCAGGCGCAGUAGAAGAAGGAAUCUGAUUUUCGGGGGGCCCUUUUCGAACCUAAAAGGGUUGAAAAAAAAGGAAAAUAAAGCAGAACAGAAGGACAGAAGAUAAAGAAACAAGAUGCCAUCUCCCGUCCGACUCGUCCAGGCUCUACUGCUGCUCCUGGCCAGCAACAAUGGCGCCCUGGCCGUCGAGCAGACGGCCGCCUGGGUCAGCGUCGACGAUUCCGGCGCCCCCAAGACGCUGACCCCGGUACUGAGUACCGCCAACGGCCUCCCGACCAUCGUGUCCAAUGCGGCGCCGCACGAGAUCACCGCUACCGUUUUCACCAGGACCCAACAUGGAUACAUCUCUACUAGCACCGGCUCCCCGAGCGUCUACAGCGCCACCUCUGGCGGCUCCAACGGCCAAGGUGCAUUCCCGCUCUGCAAGGCUGCGGCAGAGGCCAAAACGCCCCUCUGUCUGCCCAAGGAUGGAGCGACCUUGAACCCAGGAAUCACCUACUAUGUAACAUGGGAUCCAACCUUUCUCAAAAACGCCACCAACACCACCGUGACCAUCACGACGACCUACUACAACAUGACGACGGCCCUCCCGACCAACGAGACCAUCACGCCGUCCUCGACCGACGAGCACGCCAUCCCCUUCUCGCGUGGCUUCUACGCCUGGCCGGUGGGGUGGCAGAUCCUGCAGCCCGGCUGGCCCGAGAUGAACGUGACGCUGACGCUGACCACGACGACGCGCCACCUCAACACCACCACGGUGGCCGAGCACCGCGGCCCCGUCGUGCUGGUCGAGAAGGAAAAGUCGUUUCGGCAGCCCGACACGCCCACCCCUGCCGGGCCCGAGAUCUACAUCGCCCUGCCCGUCAUCCUGGGCUUCGUGCUACUCAUGGUGUUUGGCACGUGCGUGUGGAACCGCAACGCCCGCCGCAUCGACCUCGGCGCCCUCGUCGCCCGCAGCCGCCGCGGCGGUCGCUCCGAGCGUGGCCGUGGUCGCUACCAGCGGCUCGGUGGUGAUGACCAUGACGAUGAUGGCAACGGCGAGGGUGGCAUUGCCGGUGGCCGUGCCGGUCGCUCAGCUAGGCGUCAGAAGGACUCUAUCCGGCUCAUGGAGUACGACGAGGGCGAGGAGAUGGAGUCGGGCCGCUUCGGGAGGAGGCGCGACAGUGUCGACUCGCUGGGCAGCUUGGCCGCUAGCCCUGUGCGCCAGACGCGAAAGAGGCAUGGGGACUGA